Molecule: messenger RNA, 2537 nt
Organism: Aspergillus glaucus CBS 516.65
Lineage: Eukaryota; Fungi; Ascomycota; Eurotiomycetes; Eurotiales; Aspergillaceae
Exons: 3
Coding region: 1-2382 (793 amino acids)
Biological process (GO): intra-Golgi vesicle-mediated transport
Cellular component (GO): Golgi apparatus; COG complex
Source: RefSeq, a predicted model, not a curated record
AUGGCGUCUGGCCCGGACCCGCAGAGCUUGAAAUCAUGGGAGGACGCAUUCCAAUACCCAAUUCCCACCGUGCGUCGUGUAGAACAGGAGCUCCGGCGUGACAUUGCGAGCAAUAAGGAGAAGCUCCGCGCUCUAGUUGGGACGAGAUACCGAGAGCUUGUCGGGACUGCGGAGACGAUUGUUUCCAUGAACCGGGAGAUUCAAGAUGUCGAUUCGAACCUCGCCGAUAUUGGGCAGCGAUGCAACCCGAGACUGGUGGAGAAGAAGAGUGCGCAUUUGGGUCAGAUUAAGAGCGAUGUGUUGGAUAAGGAUGCGGACAAACGCUCAGUCGGAGCGCAGCUCUCACUACUUCACCGCUGUGCUGCUACGAUUUCGAGACUACUACGGAGACGCGCUUCGCCGUUGCUGAUCGCAAAAUUGUUCGUCAUCUCCCGACUACUACACAAGACAUUAUCGCAGCGGAAAUCCGUGCCGCCGUUCCUGGAGACCCUGCGCGGCCAAUUGGCUUCCCUUCGACAAACCCUUCUGAAACGGAUCCGGAAAUGCCUUGGUUCUGCGAAUUCCACCGCGGACGAUAUCAUUGAAGCUCUGGCUGCGUAUUGCUUGACCACUAGCUCAUCGUCGGAUGAUGCGAUUCGUCAUCUUCGGGACGUUCGUCUAGGCGUUAUUGAUAGUCAAUUGGCUCUCAUGGACUUUUCUGGCGAGAACGUGCUUAAGGCUUUCUUGCUAUACAUUCGAACCCUGCAGACGUCCAAGAUUCUCUUGUCCCGUCGCCUGUCGGAUGUCCUUAGUAAAUUGAAGACACGGCCCAUCCUCACGGACCCUGAAGUGCGCAACCUGGAUGAUCUGGGCAUUGACACUUUGGGCCGCUGGGCUGCGCCGGAAGUCACGAACUUCACGCCGUGGAUCAAACUCAGCGAGCUUUCCAAGUCGGACGCAGAGAAAGUCAUCAAGCAAUGGUCCAGUCAGGCUUUCGAUGCUCUCGUCAAGGGCUGCCACAAUAGCCUAGGAAACUGGAACGAUUUCCCUGAUCUUCUCACACUGCGGAAGAAGACCCUGGAUUUGUGGCUCAGUUCACGGAGCUCCACACCAACACAUUCGUCGCUAGGCGUCCUCGAAGGCAUCAGGACAAUAUUCAAUGAGCAACUCACGCGAGUUCUGUCGGACCAAGCCCAGAAACUCGAUCAAUUCGGACAAGAUAUCUUAUCAACGAUAUCAUACUGGGAAAGCAAGGAGCAUUCGGAGACCCAAUCGCUAUGGGAUCACAACAUCAUCUCCCUCGAUUACUCGAACGGAGCAACCGCCUUCAAGCAAACAGUCAUGAACAAGCUCUUAGGUCGCGACGAGGACAUCUCCACCGCUCUAGAAGUAUACCAGAACUGGCGCUCCAUCAUCGACUCAUCCAAACAAUUCAUCGACGAUCUAAAACGAACAAAGUGGUCAGAUAUCCUCGAUGAAGGCGAAGACGAAGAUCCCGACGUCGACAUCGCAGCCAUGUUAAAUGACGAUGACCCUCGACUCCUCCGAGAUGCACUCCAAUCCGCAGUCCGCCAGUCUCUAACCACCCUCCAAGACUCCUUCAGCGAUACCUUCGCCGCAUUUGGUCAAUUGAACCGGGGUCUCAAAGCUGCAUAUCUCCUCCGCCUCAUACGACUCGUCCGCAGGGAUCUUCCUGCAGACUUCAUCGCAAUCGACUUCUCAUUCUCCAACGCCAUCGUCCCCAAGUUACAGGAGAUGCUUGCGACAGAAGUCGUUGCGCUUACUACUCCAUUGCGCUUGCCUGACUCUAGAAGGAGACUACCGGGUCGGUCUCUUUGGGAAGGAGAUCCAGAACUACCCGUUCAGCCGUCAUCUUAUACGUUCAAGUUCUUACGGAGGUUGAUGGAGUCUAUGGAUCGGUGCGGACAGGACCUGUGGGAUCUUUCUACAAUGCAGGUUCUGAAGCAGACGUUGCAGAGGGACUUGUCAAAGUCUAUUGUGUCUGCUUUUGAAAACUUGGAAUCGCCUGCCCCUGAAAAGGACACACCCAAACCUGAAUCCGAGUCCGAGACCAAACAGGAAGACGAAUCCCAACCAACUGAAAACGGCACCGAACCAAACGAAGAACAACCUCAACCUGAGCCCGAAACCACCGAAACCCCUUCCAAGGAACACAUCCGCGACUGCAAGGUCCAAAUCUUCUACGACACCAUCUAUCUCAAAAACGCCUUGGCCGCCAAAGAAAUCGAGCAAAGUCAAUGCCAGUUGACUGGGGCUGUUGAGAAACUCCGUGCUAGUAUUGAGUCUGAGGAACGAGUCGUUAAGAAUAUCGAGAAGGCGGCGAGUGAGUACUGGAAGCGAACGAAGUUGUUGUUCGGGUUGUUGGCUGUUGGGUCGGAGUAAGAUGUUUACCGCAUUUCGCGUGAAUGCGUUCCGUAUAAGCUUGCAUAUAUUGUGUUCAUGGUGUGGUGGUUAAGAACAUUCAAACGCAAUCAAUUGUAAUGAUAAAAAGGGGUAUCAUGAAACAAAUCUCAAAUAUUUAACAUCCUGAACCCAAC